AUGGGUUCCUGUGUUUCGGUGCACAAAGACCAGGUAUCCGCCAUGAAACUCCGUCUGUCAUACGGCUCGAAAAAUGACAAGCUUGUGAUCACCGGCCGGGAUCCUACGGUUGCUGACGUGGCUCUCAAAUCUAACCCAAUAUAUAAUUUUCGUGAUUUUGGUAGCAAAGAGGAAACCUUCUUUGAUUCUCAGCCUUGGUUAGAUUCAGAUUGUGAAGAUGAUUUCUCUAGCGUUAACGGUGAUUUUAUUCCAUCUCGAUGUAGCACUCCUGUCCAUCACAGCUCUUCUGUAGGAAACCCUGUUUCUGUACCUGUCUCAUCUCCUGCAGUUAAGAAAAAGAAACUCUCUGACCUCUUCAAGGAGAGCUUACAAGUUGAUCGUGAUUUGGACGAACAAAAUGUGGCUUGUAACCUGAAUGUGGAUGCUGCAGAAGCGAAAGCUGAAGUUUUGAGUAUUGUCCUCCCACCAAAAUCUGCAGACGAGAGGCCUAAUAUUUCGGGAGCUAACUUUGUGUAUACUACUGAAAGAACUUCGAAUGUGUUGUUCAGACCCGAGGACAGAUCAGCAAAGUCUUGCCUUCCGAAGUUGAUUUCAAGCCGUAGCUUUAGCGAAAGGAGGAAGAGGACGAGCCCUGCACGUAGUGAUGGGCGAGAGAUGAAUCGGGUUCGAAGUUUUUGCACAACUUAUAUGGUGAAAGCCUGA
Fraxinus pennsylvanica is the source of this 702-nucleotide messenger RNA. NCBI's taxonomy places the organism in Eukaryota, Viridiplantae, Streptophyta, Magnoliopsida, Lamiales, Oleaceae. The record is from the annotation of a GenBank genome assembly.